AUGAAAACCACCUUCGCUUUCCUGACCUUGCUUCUCGCGGCCAUCGCAAGCGCUGACAAGCACCGUCUCUGUGCUUGCCGUGAUAAUGGAGCCACAGUAACCAGCGACGAAUACACCAAAAGUGUCGUCUACGCCGCCAGCGGCAAAUUUGUGUUCAGUGGAAAGAAGUGGACUAAAGACGAUGGGGCGGAGUUCGAAGGAGUAUACUAUCAUGCCAUUGAGGGCUCGGUCAACGGCGGUGAAGACGAUGGUUGGGUCGGUGGCAAUGAGUCAGCCCAGCUCUGUAGACCUCUCAAGGAGGGUCCUGGUUUUUCACACGAGCGAAGCACAUGCUUCACGCCCAAGGACGUCGUCGACUGGCGGGACUGUGGCGCUGACGGGAACUGCUUUACUUCCAAGGCUGCCAAGACUGACGGAUUCGGAAAGCCGGUGGCUUGA
Colletotrichum gloeosporioides is the source of this 438-nucleotide messenger RNA. RefSeq lists its product as uncharacterized. The record is from RefSeq and is a predicted model, not a curated record. Bases 1 to 438 code for a protein of 145 amino acids. NCBI's taxonomy places the organism in Eukaryota, Fungi, Ascomycota, Sordariomycetes, Glomerellales, Glomerellaceae. The transcript is spliced from 4 exons.